GAAGAAGAAGAAUAAAGACACGCAGCGGGAUUACAGCUGAGCUUUGUCCUUUAUAAAGACCCGUCAUUUAUGUAGUGGCGCUUCUUAUUACGCAUGCGCAGUGAGGAGUACAGGUGUGUACUGCGCAGGUAAACACACUGAUCAUGCAGCGGUAGGAUCCGCGGUAACUAAUCACACCAUGUCGGAGUUAAAGAGAGCUCAGACCUGGGAGAUUUCCGACUCGGAGGCGGAGCAGGAGCCCGGUACUGUCGCGGAGCCGGAGAGCCGGGUAGAGCCUCCACCGGAGCCCGCUGUCCAGUACCCAAGUCCCGGGGGAAGGAGGAGAGGAAACCGGGGGGAGAGCAGAGAGGAGAGGAGUGCGGACAAGGACAGACGGGGAGAGGAGAGAGAGAGACAGAAGGAGGAGAGAGAGAGACAGAGAGAGAGACAGAAGGAGGAGAGAGAGAGACAGAGAGAGAGACAGAAGGAGGAGAGAGAGAGACAGAAGGAGGAGAAGAGACAGGAGCAGAAGAGGAAGAAGGAGGCAGCUGAGAGAGUAAAAAGACUCAAACCUGAGGAGUAUUUAAAGACCGUCACUGUCAGCAUCCACCCAGUGUUGCUGCAGGACUCUGGGUGUGAUGUGUUGUUGAGUACACUGGCUGGUUUGGAGCAGAGGAACCGAGUAGAGGAGCACGACCUCACACACUCCGUCAGCUGGAGCAGAAAACUACCUGUCUGUACUGAGGAUGAAGACUGUAGGGUGGUUCAGGAAGAUCAGGUGCUGAUGGUGGUCACUCAGUUGGAGUUCAAGGACAUGAUGAUGUCCAUCAAACAGACUCUGAUUGGUGGUUGUGAGGAGGCGAAUUCUCUGUUUCAGCCCCUCUGUGAUUAUCUGAACAGAAACACAGGGGCAGUUGUUUCACUGUUGGUGACCGGGAGACAGAACUGCCAACGCGGCGGCUCGUAUGACGUUGACGAUGAUGAAGACGAGGUGUGUCCUCGCUCUCACCUCGGACUCCAGAACAUCGACAUCGAGCAGGUGCUGGUGUACCUGCAGCUGUGCAAGAAUGUGACAGUCCACUUCCUGUUUGGCUGGCAGGAAGUCACGGAUCAUGUGUGUGCUGUUACCAAGGCCUUAUCUAAACGCCCCUUUAGAACACUGCAGGACAAUCCCGAUCUGGGUUUCUGUGUGAAUGGUUUGUGGACAGGGGGAGUGCGUGUUGAGCGUAGUGGGCGGGGCCUCGCUCAGGUGUGGACAAGACAAAUACAGCAGCUCAACCGUGUCAGUGUCGCCAUGGCAGCAGCUGUGACCACUGCUUACCCCUCCCCCCAACUCCUCCUGCAGGCCUAUGAGAAAACAGAGUCAGAAGAAGAGCAGUGUGGAUUAUUGGCUGACCUCACUGUGAGAGGCGGAGCUAAAGAGAGGCGCAUCGGACCUGAACUGUCAAAUCGUGUGCACCGGUUUAUGAUUUCCCAGAAUCCUGAGCUGGUGCUGGAUUAGGGAAUUGUGGGAAAUGCAGCUGAAAGAAGAGCUGCUCAGAUUUAAUAUAUAAAUCAUGGACUUGUGGCGACAUCAUGCACACACACGCGCACACACACACACACACACACACACACAGAUCAGUGUUUUUCCGCAAAUUAUUUUCAAAUUAUUUUCCGCAUCAUAUUGUCCAGUGAUGUAUAUUUAUCUUGUUUAUUUCUUGUUUAAAUAUGUAAAGUAAUAUAUUCUAUUUGGUCCUUUUUCACUCCCACCAUUCAUAUAGCUCACAGUUUAUUUGGGUUAUUUUUAUUUUCUUUAUUAACAUUUUUAAAAAAUUUAAAGCUCCAUAGAAAGUAGAGAGUUGACGAGAGUCAUUUAUUAAAAAAGACAUAGUGCUGUGAAAAAGUA
Messenger RNA from Ictalurus punctatus (channel catfish), 1867 nucleotides. It is a transcript of the gene eme2, whose product is annotated as crossover junction endonuclease EME1. Gene Ontology annotation, biological process: resolution of meiotic recombination intermediates; double-strand break repair; replication fork processing. The record is from RefSeq and is a predicted model, not a curated record. Gene Ontology annotation, molecular function: nuclease activity; DNA binding. The coding region runs from base 179 to 1480 and encodes 433 amino acids. NCBI's taxonomy places the organism in Eukaryota, Metazoa, Chordata, Actinopteri, Siluriformes, Ictaluridae. Gene Ontology annotation, cellular component: nucleus; Holliday junction resolvase complex. The transcript has 8 exons.